AUGCCUCGAGAGAAAAGCAAACAUCGCGAUAGAAGAAGCUUAUCCUACAGCUCGGAAUCGUCGUACGAAAGAAAAAAAAGUAAAAGCAAACAUAAACGUCGUUCACGUUCAAAGGAUCGAUCGGAGAGCAGCUAUAGAAGAAAACGAUCUAGUUCAAGAUCAAAAAACAGAAGGAGAAGUUAUUCUAGGAGCAUUUCAAGGGAGCGUUAUGAAAGUAAAUCCAGACGACGUUCAUCAUCACGAUCGAAGUCUAAACGAUCUAAACAUUCCCGUGACCGGUCUCGCUCUAGAUCAAGAUCUCGAAGUCGUUCUAAACACAGCAAGAGUAGUAGAAAACAUCGAAAAAGAUCCCCUUCCUCUCUCAGUAGAGACUCUUUCGAUAUAGAUCCAAGAAAACCUAAUCUGGAUGACACUGAAACCAAAAUUGAAAAGGCUAUUAAGGCUGCCGAGGCCGCAGGAUUGACGAUGACAAAAAUACCAACUUACGAGUAUAAAGAUGUUGAAGUGAAAGAAGAUAUGCCCACAAUACAUGAUAGGAAUUUAUUAGCCGAAAUAAACAGUGAUUCCUUCAUGCCAAAGACUUUUACAUCAUCAAGAAGCAAGAAACAACAGAAUAUUGUUAUAGAUCUUAACACAGAGACGGUGAAGGUUCCAGAGGCAGAAGUAAAAAAUCAUGUAGAUGACUCAAUUAUUAAUUUUGAUGAAUUACCCAGUUUAGAAGAGUUAAAGGAGAUGUGGAUCAAAAAGCUAUAUAUGUAUAGAAAGAAAAUGCUGAAAGAAGAUAUGUAG
Messenger RNA from Danaus chrysippus (African queen), 789 nucleotides. The record is from the annotation of a GenBank genome assembly. Lineage: Eukaryota; Metazoa; Arthropoda; Insecta; Lepidoptera; Nymphalidae.